Molecule: messenger RNA, 2420 nt
Organism: Ictalurus furcatus (blue catfish)
Lineage: Eukaryota; Metazoa; Chordata; Actinopteri; Siluriformes; Ictaluridae
Gene: fkbpl
Product: FKBP prolyl isomerase like
Exons: 3
Coding region: 43-1140 (365 amino acids)
Molecular function (GO): protein binding
Source: RefSeq, a predicted model, not a curated record
AUCCAACAACAUGACAGGCAAGGUCUCUUUAGAAAAUCAUUUAUGGCUACGGAAACUAACACAGAGGAACAAGUGACGAGUGAAACCUCAUGGAUAUCAGUGAGUCCUAGUGGUCUUUGGGAGGUACACAGAAGGUGGAAGGGGGAGAGAAAGCGAGGAGACAACACUCCUCUAUUAGGGUCUGUAUGCAAAAUCAAAGUGUGUCUCAAGAACCACACAGAAGAUAAUAAUACCCAGCCUCUGAGCUCGAACGACACAGAGUCUGCAGUUGGUGUCAGUUCUGUGCAGGUUACAGAGCAUCCUCGCUCACAGGAUUCAGUGCUGCAGGUUCCACUGGACAGGUGGAUGGUGCUGCGUGUGGGAGAGGGACAGUGUGACGUUAUAGAGGGCUGUUUGGAGGGAAUGAGGGCUGGAGAGACCUGUGAGUUCACAGUAAGGCCUCAUCAACAGCAUUUGAAAAUGGCACCCAGUGAUAUUCAUGUUGCCCAGUUUGAGAUGACCGGAGAGGAGAGACAGCCGAAAAGUGAGUGUUUUUCUGUACAGCUCCACUCAUUCACCCCAGGGAAGGAGUCCUGGCAGAUGCUCCCUGCAGAGAAGUGGACCUGGGUGCUGUCUCAUAAGCAGCGUGGCAGCCAGCGCUUCGUCCAGGGAGACGUUUGGGGAGCAAUGCAUUCUUACUGCUGUGCUGUUAAGCUGCUCAUCACUUUAAACGGACAUACCAGAGAGAAAGAUGGGGUUCCAAAUGCUGAUGGAAGCAGGGACUUAGAAACACUAGCAGUGAAUACAGAGACAGAAGCAAAAAGCACCCACAUCCAAACUGAGGAGGAGUAUAGGACUAUAAAAGCAGAACUCCAUUCUAAUCUUUCGCUGUGCCAGCUCAGGCUUGGCCAGCCAGCAAAAGCCAAGGACAGCAGCAUCAAAGCCACUGCACUGGAUCCAGCGAACGUUAAAGCCUGGUAUCGCCUUGGCCAAGCCUGUCUGCAGUUGGAAGACUUUGCGGAAGCACGCCAAGCUUUUGGCAAAGUUUUAGAACUCCAGCCAGGUUCUGCCUCUGCCCAGAAUGCCUUGAAACAAGUAAAUACAAAAGCAAAAGAGUUUGACAAUAAGCUUGGGAAAAGGCUAAGCAAGAUGUUUAUCUAAGGAUUUGCAAACAAACCAGUAUCUACAUAAGUGUGGACAGGAAUCAAAAUAAUAAAUGCGAUCAUAAUGUGAACAUAUUAAAAGCCCACAGUAUCUAUUUAAAUGUACCUUAUCAUGAAUAUACAAAACUUUCAAUAUUACAAGAGCCCGAAAAGCACAUGCGCUGAUGUGAAAAUAUUUUAAUCACGGGAUAUAUUACAAGAAAUAUUGCUCUAUGCAUGGUGGUUGUAUUAUGGCUGUAUGCUGAACAAAUGUCAAUAAAACUAUUUAUAAAUGUGUAACACUAUUAUUGUGUUUGUUUGUAUUGUUUAAAUAUUUUAAAUGAAGUGAACUGAAAUAUAUGGUACAUAAAUCACUUUAUUUCUCAUUCCUAUAUCUCACAAGUAGUAAUGUGAGAAUUAUGCAGAACAUUUUAUGUAUUAAAACUUAAAAUACACAAGAGUUGUUAGUGCAAUUUAAAUAUUGCUGCUACUACUACCAGUAAUAAUAAUAAAAAUAAUUCAUUAUGGUUUAUCAAUUCAAAUUUAAAAAGUUGUCUGGCAUAUACAGUGCCCUCCACUAAUAUUGGCACCCUUGUUAAAUAUAAGCAAAGAAGCCUGGGAAAAUUGUAUGUAUUGUUUAAUCUUUUGGCAUCAUGGACUCUAUCAAAUAUCAACAGAUAUUAAAUGAAAACCUGAUUGCCUCUGCCGGAAAGCUUAAAAUGGGCUGUUGUUGGAUAUUCCAGCAGGACAAUGAUCCAAAACAUACAUCGAAAUCAGCACAAAAAUGGUUUGCUGACCACAAAAUCAAGGUUCUGCCAUGGCCAUCCCCGUCCCUUGACUUGAACCCCAUAGAAAACCUGCAACUGGUGUGAAAAAUAUACUGGUGUGACACCCUUGUGCAGCAAUAACUGCAACUAAACGUUUCUGGUAAGUGUUGAUCAGUCCUGCACAUCGGCUUGGAGGAAUUUUAGCUCAUUUCUCAGUACAGAACAGCUUCAACUCUGGGACGUUGGUGGGUUUCUUCAUGAACAGCUUGCUUCAGGUCCUUCCACAACAUUUCUAUUGAAUUAAUGAAAAUUGAGAGCUGUGAAGAACCCAAAAACAACAGUUAGUGAAAUCACCAACAGUGGAUUGUGAUACCUUCACCCCUGCCUUGUAGAGAUUCUACAAGGCAGGGGUGAAGGUAUCACAAUCCACUGUCCACAUUAAUCAUGAGGAACUUUAUCAUGCAGCAAGACAAUGAUCCAAAACACACUGCCAACUCAACAAAGGACUUCAUCAGGGGAAAAUGUAAGCUUU